Talaromyces amestolkiae is the source of this 4455-nucleotide messenger RNA. RefSeq lists its product as uncharacterized. The transcript has 5 exons. The record is from RefSeq and is a predicted model, not a curated record. The coding region runs from base 1 to 4455 and encodes 1484 amino acids. NCBI's taxonomy places the organism in Eukaryota, Fungi, Ascomycota, Eurotiomycetes, Eurotiales, Trichocomaceae. Gene Ontology annotation, cellular component: chromosome. Gene Ontology annotation, biological process: mitotic chromosome condensation. Gene Ontology annotation, molecular function: protein binding; ATP binding.
AUGUUCACUGAACAAGCUCAUGAAGGCGGUGAAAUGGUGAGCUUGCGGGCGGGCGGCAAAGAAACUAGAGGUAGACCGUCGCGUCGCGCGGCCUCGCGACGAACAUCCUACAUCGAAGACGUCUCCGAAGAAGAGGAUCCCGGCAAUGUCACACCCACACCCUCUCACUCCAACGUAGACGACGAUGAGGAGAACGAAUACACACCCGUGGCACAGAAACCGAUCCCUAGGCGAGGCGGCCGACGGAGAGCAUCAGAAGCACCCUCACAGCCUCCCAAACGCUCGACGCGUGGUGGCCGGAGACCGAAAACUGUCGAACCCACCCCGCAGCCGGAAGAACAUGAAGAACAUGAAGAGCCGUCCAUUGUCACAGACACCGUGGAGCAUGCUAGCGAGGAGGAGGACGAGGAGGCGACGAUCAUCGCAGCUCAGGAUGAGCCUGAAUCGCCUUCUGAGAAGGUUCACGCAGCGCAGAAGAGGAAGAGGGCUGCAAGUUCCCGUAAGAGCCGUGAUUCAGCUACGCCAGCCGCAGAACUGUCCUCACUUCCUACUCCUUCUCCUUCAGCUUCGCCCGAAGCCUCCUCGCGAUCCCAUCGAGAGUUCAGCAGCCCGCUCUCCGAUAUCACGCAAUCUGCUGUCAACAAAUCCCCUGCCCCAACGAAAAGCGAUGCCGAAGAACAAAAGUCCCAUAUCUCGAUCAUCAAUUCGCAGUCGACUACCCUCGAAAAGCCGAUGGAUAUUGUUUUGAAGUCACGGUCCUUGGGUAUCCCUGUAGCCGAAGAGACCAAGACUCCGCGCGCACGUAUGGUAAUCACUCACCUUGUGCUCACUAACUUCAAAAGCUACGCCGGCAAACAAAUCGUCGGACCCUUCCAUGUAUCAUUUUCAUCUGUCGUCGGUCCCAAUGGUUCCGGAAAGUCUAACGUUAUCGACUCUCUCCUCUUCGUGUUCGGAUUUCGCGCCAGUAAGAUGCGUCAAGGAAAGAUCUCCGCCCUGAUUCACAACUCCGCCAGAUUUCCCGAUUUGACCUUCUGUGAAGUGGAAGUUCACUUUCAGGAAAUCAUGGAUCUCCCUGGUGGCGCUCACAAAGUCGUUCCCGAGUCUCAAUUGGUGGUUUCCCGGAGAGCGUUCAAGAACAAUUCAAGCAAGUACUACAUGAAUAAGAAGGAAACGAACUUCACUACAGUCACCACAUUCCUCAAAGAUCGCGGGAUCGAUCUUGAUCAUAAGCGUUUUCUUAUCUUGCAGGGCGAGGUUGAGUCGAUUGCGCAGAUGAAACCCAAGGCUGGCAAUGAGCAUGAAGACGGUCUUUUGGAAUAUCUCGAGGAUAUCAUCGGCACUUCGAAAUACAAGACCCCUAUCGAAGAAGCAGCGGCAGAAGUUGAAACGCUCAAUGAUGUUUGUGUCGAGAAAAACAAUCGAGUUCAGCAUGUCGAAAACGAAAAAACUGCACUCGAGGAUAAGAAGGACAAGGCUCUGGCUUACAUUCGAGACGAGAAUGAUCUUACCAUGAAGCAAUCUGCUCUGUAUCAGGUCUACAUUGCGGAGUGUGAGAACAACAACAAGGUCACCGAGGAAGCCAUCAUGCAAAUGCAGGAGCUGCUCAAUAUGGAAUUGGAAAAGCAUGAAGGCAACGAGUCUGGAAUCAAGGAGAUCGAAAAGAAGUACAAGCGUGUGACCAAAGAAUAUGAAAGCAUGGAAAAAACCACUCAAGCAAUGAUCAAGGAAAUGGCGAAAUAUGAUAAGGAGGCUGUCAAGUUCGAAGAGAAGCGAAAGUUUUUGACGGGCAAGCAAAAGAAGCUUGACAAGACUUUGCAGACUAGCCGGUUGGCGUCAUCAGAGUCUGCGAGUCUAGUUGAGAAGCAUGCUUCGGACAUUGAGAAGAAAUCGGCGGAAAUCGUCCAGCUUGAAGAUGAGAUGAAGUCGGAGGAGGAAGAACUCGCCUCAAUCAGAGAAAGUCUGAAAGGCAAAACACAAGGUCUCUCGGAUCAGAUUGCAGCGAAGCAAAAAUCUCUCGAGCCAUGGAACGCCAAGGUCAAUGAAAAACUUUCUUCCAUCGCUGUCGCUCAAAGUGAACUAGAUAUACUCCAUGAACGGGGUAAUGCAGGUGCGAAGGCACUUGAGGAAGCUCAAGUUCGGGUUUCUACGAUCGAGGAAAGCUUAGCCGAGAAAGAGACGGAACUUGAGGCAAAGCAUCAAGAGAAGACUCAGCUCGAAGCUGAAGUCGAAUCCUUGAAGAAAGACCUCAACAAACUAUCUCAAAAGGAACCCGAGCUUCGCUCCUAUGUCUCUCACGCACGGCAAAAGGCGGAAGAGGCUCGAGCAAGCCUUGCUAGCACGCAAAACAAGGGCAGUGUUUUGUCUGGUCUGAUGCGACUCAAGGAAUCUGGCCGUAUUGAAGGCUUUCAUGGUAGAUUAGGCAACCUGGGAACGAUUGAAGAGAAGUAUGAUGUCGCCAUUUCGACCGCCUGCCCGCAGCUCGAGAACAUGGUAGUCGAUACCGUGGAAUCAGGCCAACAAUGCAUCGAUUAUCUACGGAAAAACAAUCUGGGUAGAGCGAACUUCAUUCUUCUCGAUCGCUUACCCAAGCGGGACAUGUCUACGAUCUUCACGCCUGAAAGUGUGCCACGAUUAUUCGAUUUGGUGAAACCAAAGGAUGCGAAGUUUGCUCCAGCGUUCUACAGCGUCCUGCAGAACACAUUGGUCGCCAAAGAUCUUGAACAGGCCAAUCGCAUUGCUUAUGGCGCUAAGCGAUGGAGAGUCGUCACUCUCGACGGGCAACUCAUUGACUUGUCUGGUACUAUGAGCGGAGGAGGAACGCGUGUCGCUAGAGGCGGUAUGUCAUCGAAACAAGUUGCCGAGACUUCGAAGGAUCAGGUUUCCAAAUUGGAAUUCGACCGCGAUGAGAUGGAGAAGAAGCUUCAACUAUUCCAGGACAAACAACGUCAGUUGGAGACAUCGCUUCGUCACAAAUCCGAUGAGAUCCCCAGAUUGGACACCAAGAUACAGAAGCUUGGCAUCGAGAUAGAGAGUGGCAAGCGAAGUCUUUUAGAUGCCCAGCGUCGUAUCAAAGAGCUCAGUGUUGAACAUAAACCGUCCAAGACGGACGAAAACCGAGCGAAGGCCUUGAAUCAGCAAAUCGAGGUCCUUCAGGGAGAAGUUGAGAAUUUGCGACAAGACAUGGCCGGCAUCGAGGAAGAGAUCCAAUCUCUUCAAGCCAAGAUCAUGGAAGUCGGCGGCGUCCGUUUAAGAAGUCAGAAAGCGAAGGUGGAUGGCUUGAAGGCCCAGAUCAAUCUUCUGUCUGAGGAAAUAUCAAACGCCGAAGUCGCGAAAUCGAAGAAUGAGAAGCUCAUCAAGAAGCACGAAAAGACACGUUUGGAAGCUGAAAAGGAUGGUGAACACUUGAGUGCUGAGAUUGAACGAUUGGAGGAAGAUGUCAAGAAUCAAGCAAACGAUGCUUCGGAUUCAAGACAGCAGGCGGAAGAUGCUCAAGAGGCACUUGAAACGAAACGUGGAGAGAUCAAAGCCCUCAAGCAGGAGCUGGACGAGAAGACGGCUGAACUGAACGAAACACGGGCCCAGGAGAUCGAAAUGCGAAACAAAUUAGAAGAAAACCAGAAAGUCCUUACCGAGAAUCAGAAACGCAGUCGAUAUUGGGAGGAAAAGCUUUCGAAGUUGUCAAUACAGAAUGUCAGCGACCUUGGUGAUACUCAGGAAACAGCGGAACUGCAGACAUUCACUGCUGAUGAGCUGGCCGACAUGAACAAAGAGUCGCUCAAGGCAGUUAUUGCAGCGUUGGAGGAGAAGACACAGAAUGCAUCCGUUGAUCUAUCAGUUAUUGAUGAGUACCGCCGCCGUGUUGCUGAACACGAAACGCGUUCUGCAGACUUGAAUGAGUCACUAACAGCCCGUGAUGCUGCAAAGGCCCGCUUGGAUGGCCUUCGUUCUGCUCGUCUGACUGGUUUCAUGGAAGGUUUCAGCACGAUUUCACUACGACUCAAGGAGAUGUACCAGAUGAUCACGAUGGGUGGCAAUGCUGAAUUGGAGCUUGUUGACUCUUUGGAUCCUUUCUCGGAAGGAAUCCUUUUCUCUGUCAUGCCGCCAAAAAAGAGUUGGAAGAACAUUAGCAACUUAUCCGGAGGGGAGAAGACACUAUCCAGUCUCGCCUUGGUGUUUGCUUUGCAUCAUUAUAAGCCAACACCGUUGUAUGUCAUGGACGAGAUUGACGCCGCCUUGGAUUUCCGAAAUGUUUCUAUUGUUGCUUCAUACAUCAAGGAACGUACUAAGAACGCCCAAUUUAUCGUCAUUUCUCUUCGGAACAAUAUGUUUGAACUUGCCUCGCGCCUUGUUGGCGUAUACAAAGUCAACCACAUGACUAAGAGUGUCACUGUCGAAAAUCGUGACUACAUAUCUGGUCGAUCUACUUCGAUGACAGCGGCGCCGACACAGUCGUGA